UAUUAUUUCGUACAGGGUUAACCUCAGAUGAAUAGUCAGAGACCCAUCCCUAACAACAGUCACUAUUGUUUUCAUCUUUCGUAUAGAUAGUUUCUGCUAUAUAGAAUAUGAAUUCUGGGAAAUAACAUUAAAACCAAAACAGAAAAUCACACUUAAACAAGCAACUUACAGUUAAUUUCCAAUUAACGCUUUAAGCGGGUAAAUGUAAGAGUUUGUCGCAGGUUUUGUUUCUUCCUCAUAAAGUAAGAUUUCAUCAAGAAACCGUUUGCACUGUAAUUACUGAUUUAUUUGGUUUUUUGUCUUGAUGUUCUUAACUGAUCUGUAAAUUUUACUUCAAAUUAACUUCAGUUUAUUACUAGUAAACCUCACACAACUGAGAUCUAUCUAAAGUAUUUUGUUCGUUAUUACAGAUGAUUGGAAAGAGUUUAAAACAUUAUUUUCGUCGGGAGUCUGUGACUCAGAAACUUGUGAAUGACGCGGAAUCAAUUAACCAUGAUUCUGAAUUCGGAAGCGUGCAAAAGAUUCCCUCUAUUCAAGUCCAAGUAGAAAAUGAAGAUGAGAACAUUCCUAUUCCAACAACUGAUUAUGAAUCAACUGUAGGAAAGAAAGAAGGACAAGACAUAGUUCUCAACGUGAAGGCAAUGGCAAAGAUGUUUUCAGAAAGGAGUAUUCAAAAUUGCCCUCGGCUCCCAAACAUAAUUUGCCAAGAAUCGGCAAUACGGGACACUGGUAAUAUGGAAAUAGCUCAAGCAUCAAAAUGCAGUAAGAGUGUAUCAUCUGACAAUGUUUCGGCUAGUAGGCUUCCAAUCAAUUCCCCCGAGGACAUACAGGUGUCACAAAACCCAGGUACACCGCACAAAGAGCCAGUGAAAGGAGAUUCACAGGAAGUAAACAAGAAGAGAAAGAAACGAAGACCCGCAAAGCGUUCAAAUAAGAAGUACACGGAUUCAGACAGUGAAAGUUGUGGAUCCGAGAAAUUUAACGACGAAUCUGGAAAUUGGACUCUUCAACCAAAUAAAAAAAAGAAAGACAAAUAUAUCAAAAUCAGCAUGGAUGACUUAAAAACACUAUUAUCUGGAGGCAUCGGAACAAAGAACGAGUCAUCUAUGCAAGACAUCGCGAUGAAAAUGCGGCGAAUGCAACCGACAGAGAAUGACGUCACGGAUACAGAAACUCUGAACAGUAGGUUAUCGUAUAGCAGCGGGAAUUCUGAGGAUGCACUUCUUCCCGGACACAACCGCACCUCCUCCAUCCAUUUGGUUAAUCCAAGAAGAGUUGGAAUUCUUAAACGAUUUCUCCCGUUUAUGAGCACAGAAGAAUCGCAAAGUUCUGACUCCACUCAAACAGUAGAUACCCAUCUAUGUGAAAUGUCACCAGCGUCUUGUCCAAACUAUCACAACAUACGACGUAAAAGUCUUCAACCAGAAAUGCUGAGAAAUCAGCAAGACGGCCACUCCUCACUUCACAGUUACACAGGCAACCUUAUGGGUACAGGUAGAAGAAGUCAUUGCCUACACGAGGCAUAUUCUUAUCGACAUCCAGAUAUGAAAUUGAUGAGAUCUCCGCGAUGUGGAGUAACUUUUGAGGAUGAUGUUCGUUAUGAUGAAUUUGACUCAAAUCCUUAUUUUAAUUAUCGCUCAAUGAAUCCACGAAAAUCACCAAUGGCUUCUAUGCUUAGAAUGCCUGCACAACCAGACAAUGUCUGGAACACCCCGAUAAAUAUGCCGAUGAACGGAGAACCACAAAUGAAAAUGGGAUUCUCUCAACCUUCUCAAAUAGUGCAACAGAUCCCUGUUCCUAUGGUGGUCAAUCCGCGACAAGCCAUUAAUCACACCACCAUUCCUGGCGUGCCAGUCACUGUUUCUAAUGUUACAACUAAUCUACCACAAAACCAAGCCACAGAGGACUCUAUUUUACAGCAGCUCCAUGACGCACUCAAUGGGACAUUAAAUUCUAAGCCGACUAACCCAUCUCCGUCUGAAGAUACCAAAGAGACAAAGGAAGAAGAGAAUUCUUUGGAGGCACACUUUAGUCGCAUUCAUGCAAUAAUGGCCGAGAAGAAGAAGCGGGCAGCAGAGAACCAACCCUUUCAGAUAGCCAGAGUCAUGGGACUUGUUGCGAAUGUCUUACUACUGCUUUGUGCAGGUGGAAUUGUUGGAAUCGGUAUUUCAAACAUGAUAAACAAAGACAGCGCCAUCUAUACUGGAGUAACAAAAUCCAGCCAAUCUGACCAGAGUUUCCAGUACUUCUGUUACGUGUUCUGUCUGAUUGGAGGGAUCUUAGUCGGAAUCCUAGUGUGUGGAUUCUGUGGGAGUAUAAAGACCAAACAAGUGUGUUUAAAGUUGUUUAUGAUAGCUGUUGGUGUGAUUCUGCUGAUACAGAUUGGACUCUUGGUUUUUCUUUACCUCAUGAAUUCAACAUCUGUACCGAUGUUUUCUUUAAUAUCAAGUACUGUAAGUUGUGUUCUCCGUUGUUAA
Molecule: messenger RNA, 2477 nt
Organism: Ostrea edulis (European flat oyster)
Lineage: Eukaryota; Metazoa; Mollusca; Bivalvia; Ostreida; Ostreidae
Exons: 5
Coding region: 411-2477 (688 amino acids)
Cellular component (GO): membrane
Source: RefSeq, a predicted model, not a curated record